Loa loa (African eye worm) is the source of this 945-nucleotide messenger RNA. RefSeq lists its product as hypothetical. The coding region runs from base 1 to 945 and encodes 314 amino acids. NCBI's taxonomy places the organism in Eukaryota, Metazoa, Nematoda, Chromadorea, Rhabditida, Onchocercidae. The transcript is spliced from 7 exons. Gene Ontology annotation, cellular component: cell surface. Gene Ontology annotation, biological process: signal transduction. The record is from RefSeq and is a predicted model, not a curated record.
AUGGUAAUUUUACUAACACUGGCAAUGAUAACCAGCAAAAAUAAUGUACUUUGCGAACCCGGUCAUUAUCAUAGUCUCUUAUCAAAGAAAUGCGAACACUGCCCUCGAGGUUACUAUCAACAUCGAUCCGGUAGACCACGAUGUCACAAAUGUCCUCACGGAUAUACGACACUAAAUACCGGAUCUCUUCAUAUUACCGAAUGUGUUGUAGAAUGUUCUGCUGGUCAUUUUCUAAAUGAAAUAACCGGUAAAUGUGAACCAUGUGGUUAUUUGGCUUAUCAACCAAAUCCAGGCUCAAGAAAUUGUUUACCCUGUCCACAUAAUACUGUUACUCUUAGCAUCAAUUCAACUUUAAUUGAUCAAUGUAUUGGAAAUUGUCCAGCCGGAGAGGAACAUUCAUCUGAUGGUAGCUGUGUACCGUGUCAGCGUGGAUUUUUUAAGGAACCGAACGAUGUUUUAUGUCGACCCUGUGAUCCGGCAUAUAUUACAGAAUCAGUUGGAUCAGUAAGCGAGAAAUCUUGCAUAUUACCAAACUGUCAACAAGGAUAUUACUUAAAUUGGCAUUAUAAGCAAUGUAUGAAUUGUAGCUAUGGUUAUUAUCAGGAUGAAAUUGGUUCUAAUUCCUGUAAACGAUGUCCAUCCGGUACCACAACAAGGAUUCUUGGUGCUACAUCCAUAGAAACUUGUGUUUCAACGAAUCAAUGUGCAAGUGGUGAACACAGUUGUCAUUGGUUGGCGGCAUGUAUCGAUUUACCUGAUAAAGAAAACAGACCAACAUAUAGCUGUCGAUGUCAACCAGGUUUUGUCGGAAAUGGUUUUACCUGUACCGAUAUUUGCUUAGAUUUAUGCUACAAUAACGCGGAAUGUAUAAAAACAUCACGUGGUGAACCGCGAUGUAUUUGUAAGCCUGGUUAUCGAGGAUUACGUUGUGAAAUUAAAAAAUAA